AUGGAGGACGAAGAAAAAGGGACUAGGCCACAGCCUACUGUAGAGGCGCUGUCUUCAGACAAACCCUCAGGCAAUAUCUUUACUCGCCUCAACGACAAGAUCCUCUCCAUCAAAUACUUGGAAAGUCGAGGGAUCGAGCGUGUUCCGGUUGAGGAGCGUCAUGCAGUCACUUUUUCAGAUUACAUGCAGAUGACUCUGCUCUGGUUCAGCACGAAUAUCACCGCCAAUAACAUGGCUGUCGGUAUGUUGGGUCCACUGGAUUAUUCCCUUGGUUUUGUCGACGCGGCUCUUUGUGCGACGUUUGGCGCGUUGCUGGGGGCAGCUGGGGUCGCGUAUAUGGGCACUUUUGGACCGAUUAGUGGGAAUCGAACAAUGGUUGUCGCGAGAUACUUUAUGGGGUAUUAUCCGAGCAAAAUUGCCUGUCUUCUCAAUAUCAUCAUCAUGCUUGGGUAUGGAAUGAUUGAUUGUCUUGUCGGUGGGCAGAUACUGUCUGCCGUGGCUGGAGGACGCAUGUCUGUCGUGGUGGGCAUCAUCAUCAUCGCAGUGGUGACCUGGGUGGUGGUUGUCUUUGGCAUGAGCCUUUUUCAUAUCUACGAAAGAUGGGCAUGGCUCCCCCAAUUCAUCGCAGCGUUUGUCCUGGUCGGCAGUGCUGGGCCCAAGUUCGACACGUCCAUCACAUCUACUGGCGAUGCAGCCACAAUCAACGGCAAUCGACUCUCGUUCUUCUCCCUCUGCCUGUCUGCAUCUGUCGCAUGGGCACCGGCCGGCGCAGAUUUCUUCGUCUACUUCCCACCAUCCACGGGCAAAUGGAAGACAUUCCUCAUGACAUUCAUGGGAGUUGGCCUCGCAUUGACCUUUGCAAACCUCAUCGGCGUCGGGCUAGCCUCAGGCACCAUGACCCAUCCAUCAUGGGCGACAGCAUUUGAUACUUCCUCCGGCGCUCUAAUCCUUGCUGGCUACGAUGGACUAGGAGGGUUUGGCAAGUUCCUCGGUGUCAUCGUCGCACUGGGUUUAAUCGCGAAUAACAUCCCCGGGACGUAUUCCGCCACUCUCGGAUUCCAAAUCAUGGGUCGCCAUAUCGCCCGCCUUCCGCGAUGGUUUCUUUCCUGUGUCGGAGUACUCAUUUACACGGCUUGUGCUCUGGGCGGUCGCAAUAACCUCUACGACAUUUUUGAGAAUUUCCUCGCUCUCAUGGGAUACUGGGUAACUAUCUAUCUGACCAUUGCAUUGGAGGAGCAGUUCAUCUUUCGUCGCACGCGCGGGUUUGACUGGGAUGCGUGGGCUGAUCCGGCGCGAUUACCGGUUGGAAUCGCGGCACUGGCUGCGUUUCUUAUCGGAUGGGCUGGAGCGAUCGUCUGCAUGGACCAGAUCUGGUAUGUUGGGCCUAUUGCAAAGAUGGUUGGAGAGGAUGGAUCGGAUUUGGGUAUUUGGGUUGGUGUUUCAUGGGCGAUGAUUGUGUACCCGCCGUUGAGAUGGAUUGAGUUGAAGAAGUUUAACCGGUGA
Molecule: messenger RNA, 1503 nt
Organism: Aspergillus wentii DTO 134E9
Lineage: Eukaryota; Fungi; Ascomycota; Eurotiomycetes; Eurotiales; Aspergillaceae
Product: purine-cytosine permease family protein
Exons: 3
Coding region: 1-1503 (500 amino acids)
Biological process (GO): transmembrane transport
Cellular component (GO): plasma membrane; fungal-type vacuole membrane
Molecular function (GO): transmembrane transporter activity
Source: RefSeq, a predicted model, not a curated record